This is a messenger RNA of Klebsormidium nitens, 1131 nucleotides long. The record is from the annotation of a GenBank genome assembly. Lineage: Eukaryota; Viridiplantae; Streptophyta; Klebsormidiophyceae; Klebsormidiales; Klebsormidiaceae.
AAGUUGGAAGUGGGUGAAGUUUGAACGUCGCCAGGAGAAGACUAGACUAGACGCAAUUAAUAAUGACAUCAGCAGGAGAAUGCACAAGAACCUUGGCGCAGAUUGCAAAUUGUGGAAGCACCCUCGGCGUCAACGAGGUCGUACAUAGGCUUUCAAUAAUGCAUGAAUACAGGAGAACUACAACGCUUUCAAUUUUCAACCGCCCACCUUUUUCUUUAGCCUUUUAAGACGCAUCUUGCAAAAGGGGCCAACACUUGCCGUGCCAAAAAUUCGCUGUACAACUCCAUGACUUGGUGUGCCUGUUCUGUGCAACCUUGGCGAUCUUAUGGCAGUCUUUUGUGUCCAGCACAACUUCAGAGAGGCCAGAGAGACUUGGCUGCGCCAACUUUUCGCAGCACUAUAAGAGUGCAUUCGAGCAAUGGUGCAGACAUCUUGCAUACAAAUGCAAGUGCGGCACAGACCUUACUGGUCAAUGGAGCAGGGCAAAGUUCAACGGAAGUGGACGACAAUAUCACCCCCCCAAAACUGCCGGAGUGGCUGAGUCGCCAAUCACUCUCACACGAUACUGUAGCCGACUCCCCUCCGCUCAAUAAGGACAGCAUCAAUCGAAAUGAUGCAGCAGACUCAGGACCCCUCUUGACGCCGCACCCAGAGCUCUCCGCAAUCGCUGCUGUGGAGGCUCAAGUGCAGGCCCUUCAAUUCAACGAUCUUCCACGACCCGAUCAUGGCGUUGAGGUGCUGUAUCACUUUGCCAAUGCCGAAGGCACCCUCGGGGGCUCGUCUCUGCCCUGCUACUUUGGAUUCCCUUCGGACCUGUACCACUUCGGACACUUCUGCCUAAAGUUCAAGACACGGUACAAAGACUUUGUCAAUUUCUCGAGCUACGAGAUCCAUGACAUAACGCAAAAGCCCACACGCUUGGCUCAGGACCGGCUGCAAUUGCCGGAUGAAGACCUUGACUCAGGGGAAGCAGAGCGCUUGUUCGGGCCAACCGUCCAGCCAACGGGCCCCUCUCAUGGAUCCCAUGUGAGCUCGAGCAUGAACCUGGACCCGCGGUUCGUAGGCACUGAGGCCCCUCUAUUUCGGGCCUGAUAUUUUGAGUAGCCAGGACUUUCCUACUAUGAAAUGAAA